AAAUAUGAAAAUCUAAUUAAUUAUGGUUGUUUUUCUAGUUUCUAGAACUCAUUUUACACAUUACAAGUAUAUGAGAAUGGAUUUGCUCAGUGGAACAUCAUGGACACCUUCUAUCUUUGUCAACCUAGAAAAUGGAUUGUUGACACCUGACUGAUAGAAGAAUGGACUAACAGAUGAAUGGAGGAGAGGGAUCUUCUCACUCCAUAUUAUCUACAAGUAGAUACCUGCAUUGUGAUGCACCAGCAACCAGAACCCCAAUCCAUGGCUACAGACAAUGUCUACGUUCUCUUCUUCUUAUUGGCCUUCCUAUGCAUUCAACUGAUAAAACCCAACGUCUGCGACGGAGCUCUAAUCUCAGGCUGCUUCCCUGCCGAAAGAAGUGCUCUACUUGAGUUCAAACGAGGCCUGAAAGAUCCUACCAACAGGCUGUCCUCUUGGGUGGGUGAAGACUGCUGCAGAUGGGAGGGUGUGACGUGCAGCAAUCAUACUGGGCAUGUCGUCAAGCUGGACCUCCAGAAUCCGCAUCCUUUCUCUGAUUUUGGUGACGAGCCAUACAACGACUGGACCUUAGGAGGUGAGUUGAGGCCUUCUUUACUUGGUCUGAAGCACCUAAAGUACCUGGACCUAAGCAUGAACGAUUUUGGAGGCAUUAGUAUUCCAGAAUUCAUGGGGUCAUUCCAUCAACUCCAAUAUCUUAACCUCUCCAGAGCUGGAUUGCGUGGACUCCUGCCUCACCAGCUGGGAAAUCUCUCCAAUCUGCAGUAUCUAGACUUAAACAAUGACAAUUUUGUGGCUCCGACCCAUCAAUUUAGCAUUGGUGAUGCACUCUGGAUUUCUCACCUUGCUUCUCUAAAGCAUCUCAACCUGAAUAACGUUAAGUUUCAAAAUGGUACUCACUGGCUGGAAGCUCUGAACAUGCUUCCUUCUAUCGUGGAGAUAUAUUUAUAUUCCUGUGAAAUUCCAAGUGUUCCCCUCUCUCUUCCACAUGUGAACUUUACAUCACUGUCUGUGCUUGAUUUGUCCUAUAAUUCCAUUAACUCUACGAUACCUUCCUGGUUAUUCAACAUAAGUGGCCUUGAGCACCUUGAUCUCAGUGAGAACAACCUUCAGGGUAAUAUUCCACCGACCUUUGGUAACUUGGCUUUCCUCGAGGAACUUAAUUUAGCUUUCAAUUCUCUUCAAGGAGGAAUACCCACUUCCUUCAUAAAUCUGUGCAGGCUGCAGAAUUUAAUAUUGUCAGGCAUCAAUAUCAGCAAAGAUUUGUUAGAACUCGAUGAAAUUUUCUCUGGUUGCAUCAAGAUGAAGUUAGAGAUUCUGGACUUAUACGAAACGAAUAUUCGUGGGCAGCUGCCUGAAUGGUUAUUCCAACUCAGGAAGCUUAAAGUACUCGAUUUGGGGUGGAAUCUGAUUUCUGGCCCUAUUCCUGCAUCAAUUGGACAACUAGCAUCACUCCAAGACCUCUCUCUUGCUCAAAAUCAGUUGAACGAAACAAUACCAGAAAGCGUGGGGUGGCUGUCUCAGCUAGUUACUUUGGACCUUGAGCACAACAAUUUGGAGGGUGUAAUGUCUGUGGCGCAUUUUGGAAACCUCACAGAAUUGAAAUACUUAACUUUGUCGUCCAACUCCUUAGCUCUAAAGGUCAAGAGCAAUUGGCUUCCUCCCUUCCGGCUAGAAUCCCUUUGGAUGGGCUCCUGCAAACAGGGUCCUGAGUUCCCUGCAUGGCUCCAGUCGCAAAUAAAUAUUUCACAAAUUGUUAUGUCUAAUGCUAGUAUUAUUGAUGCUAUGCCAAACUGGUUUUGGAGCUUAAUUUCCACAGCAGAUUACGUGAGUGUCUCCGGCAAUCAGAUCAGUGGCCACGUACCCAAUUUAUUGCAUUUAAACAACCUCUACGAGUUGGAUUUAAGUUCAAACUACUUCGAGGGUCCUCUUCCAUAUUUUCCUUCUGGAUUGUCUUUAUUAGAUCUGUCAAACAAUUCAUUUUCAGGAACAAUUUCACUUGCCAUCUUCAUGAAUAUGCCUAAACUCCUAUAUUUAUCGCUUUCAAAAAAUAAUUUAAGUGGUGAAAUUCCCUUCUCUAUAUGCAAACUGUCGGCCUUGAAGUUUCUUGAUCUUUCAAAAAAUAUGUUAUCAGGAGAGCUCCCCAGUUGCUGGAAUGAUUCUUCCCCAAUUGAAUUUAUAGAUUUUUCAAGCAACAACAUAUCUGGAGUUAUUCCUGAGUCAAUAUGUUCCAUAGCAUCACUUCAGUCGGUGCACUUGAGCAAUAACAGUCUAUCUGGAGGGCUGCCUUUGUGCUUGAAGGAUUGUAAGAAAUUAGUCCUUCUUGAUGCCGGACAUAAUGAUUUGAAAGGUGAAAUUCCAACCUGGAUAGGUGAAAGUUUAACUAGUCUGCGGUUCCUCAAUCUGCGAUCAAAUAUGUUGGCUAGAGAUAUUCCUCCAAAUCUUUCAAGAUUGAGUGCUCUCCAAUUUCUCGACCUUGCAGAUAAUAAGCUGUCAGGAACCAUUCCAAGGAGCUUUGGAAAUUUUACUGCCAUGAAAGUUAUUGGAAAAUUUUCAAGUCGGAUAACAGAUUAUAAGGAGCAGAUGUUUAUAACAACUAAAGGAAACACUCGAGCCUAUGAUGAGUCACUUUCGCUUAUGAAUAUCUUGGACCUCUCAGACAAUAACUUAUUUGGAGGAGUACCUGAAGAACUCACAAAUCUUUUUGGCUUAUUCAGCUUAAAUUUAUCUGGAAACCAUUUCACAGGAGAAAUCAUUGAAAAUAUCAGUAAAUUACAACAGUUGGAGUCCCUUGACUUGUCAAGGAACAACUUUUCUGGCACAAUUCCUUCUAGUCUCACUGCCCUGACUUCUUUGUCUUACUUGAACUUCUCAUACAAUAACUUGUCAGGGAAAAUUCCACUUGGUAAUCAACUACUGACCUUCGAUGAUCCAUCUAGCUAUAUUGGCAAUCCUGGUCUUUGUGGGUUUCCUCUGAAUCAAAGUUGCAAUGUCAGUGAGACAGCACGAGAUCAAAGUAAUCCAGAUGAUAGAGAUGAGUAUGAGAUGAUAUGGUUCUACACGAGCAUGGCACCAGGAUUUGUUGUUGGUUUCUGGGCAGUCUGGGGUACCUUAAUACUUAACAAGAAUUGGAACCUUUACUACUUCCGAUUUAUAGACAACAUGCUUGACAAAGUAUAUGUGUUUACCGUACUGAAAGUUUCUAGAAUCAGAAAACGUUGUUGUUCCCAUCAAGGAUGAUAAAUUUGAACAUCAACAUGUGCUGUAUGAGAGUUCAUCUCGUUAAUAUCAUAUCAUCAGCUUGAAUAAAUUUUAAUACUUCUGGACUUGUAUACAAGUAAGUCAUGCACUCUCAAUUUUGAUCAUUUCUGUCAAGAUCUCAGUACCAUAUGAAGUGUUCUAAUUCUGGGGAUUGCCAGAAAGCUUGCACCUUUUAAUUAGUUUUUCCAAAAUAGACACCCCUUUUUUAGUUGUUCAGUUUGGCAGAAAUGAAAGGAGGUUAAAACUUUUACGAAGAUAUAGAUAGAAUUUAUGGUUUUAUUUUCUUUCCUUUUUCUUUUGAUGUCCAAAUCAGAAGUUAAAAAGAUCCCUUUUUUUCCUCAGUUAUAUAGUAUCUACUUUCAUCCUCUAUUUUCCCAAGUUUAUGGUAUCUACUUUCAUCAAAUGCAUUUGCAUGUCUUGUUCUUCCCAACUAUUACGCGCCAAGACUGACACUAUCGCAAUCACAAGAUCUGCUGUAAAAGAUUUGGUCAUCUUAUUCGAUUAAUUUGACUCUUAAUGAACUUAUGCAUAGGUGUUUUAUAUCAUACAUUACUCUUGUUUAUGAUCUACUCAUGUAAUGCUCCUCUUGUUUGAGAUGCUUGUCUUCAUCGAUCAAAUACAUAUUGGAUGCAUCAUAAGCUCAAGUCCACCAAAUGUGCAGCUGCAUGAUCUUCUUGGAUCUCAUGCUCAGAUCUUUUCAGUUGAUGAGUCUCCCAUUAAUGGGGGACAUGCUGCUGCAGCUGAUGGAAUUGGGCCGAAGAGGCUCUCACAUGCAUGUCAAUGUGACAAGGAUGAUCUGUGCACGCAAGAAUGAUCCAUUUAUGGCCACCUUAAAAAUUCAUGUGAGAUGUCAUAUGCUUUGUUGUUGUUGUUGCUCUUGUUGAAAAGGUAUGGCAUAAGAAGACUAUUAAUAUGGUUUUGAGUGUCAAACAGUUGUCUUUUCUUUCAUUUUGGUGUUGUUUUGUGAACGAUCAGCGCCAAUCAAAGGCCAAGUUCAAAUGGGGCCCCUCUUUUUGCUGUUUGCAUUACCCAAUAAAUAAAAACCCCAAUAGAAAAGCGUCAAUCGUACGCAGCACUCAAAUGGGGCCCCUCUUUCUAUCCCUUUUCUACUGCUGCUGCUCGUUUUCUCUUCCGCGUCGCUUCUUCGCCUUUUCUAGAUCUCCGGAUUCGCGCCUGAUAUGUCUUCCUCCAAGCCCGCCGGAUCCAUCCAUGACUUCACCGUCAAGGUUGGUGGCCCACGGGGUUUAUGUUUUCUAUCGUCAUCGUGUGCUCCGUUUCCUUGUCUUCUUAGUGUGCUGAUGGUGGCUCCUUUCAAAGAUCGAUUUCUUAGUCUGAGUCGGCUGUUCGAUUUGGAGGACUGCUCGAAAGAUGGGAUUUUGACAAGGGAUUGGUUGUUUUUAUCGUUGGUUUUGUUUUAAUUUGUCAUCCGGAGUCGGCAAGGAGGUUUAUUUUUGAAGAUCCACUGCCCUGUAGUUGUGGAUUUCUUGUGAUUAGGUCUUUCUUUGUGAUUGUUCUUGGUUCUAGGGAUGGAUCGAGUUUACCGUGGUUGUCGAUUCUUGGAAUCUUAUGUGAUUAUAUGCAACAUGAUGUAGUUUUUGAUGGUCAAUGGUUUCUUGUUCGGAACGAGUUCUUGAAGCUAAUGAAGUGUAUUUUCCUUCAUCGUUCUCGACUUAAUCCUUUGUUUUCUGUCAAGUCAAAUGAGAUAUGUACAGAUCAAUUAGCCCCCAGAUUGGACAACUAUCAUCGUAUUGUAUCUGCUGAUGUGCUGAUGCCUCGAGUGUCAGGAGUUUCUGUUGUUUGUGGGGGAAGAAAACUUUUUGUCUGCGAGUGUGGGUGGUGAUGAUUGAUGAUGAUGAUCAUGUGUUGUAUGGCUUCCGACGCAGGAUGCCAGGGGAAAUGAUGUGGAUCUUAGCAUUUACAAAGGGAAGGUCUUGCUGAUUGUCAAUGUUGCAUCUCAAUGUGGGCUGACUAACUCAAACUACAAGGAACUGACUCAGCUAUAUGAGACGUACAAGGACAAAGGUAUGCAAUUCUGACCUUAAUUGGCUUAUUUUGGUUUUUGUAAUCAGGACAACUGCCUGUUCUUACCAAUUAAUACCUUAUAAUCAGAUCUUGUUAAAGAAAUGUUUCUCAACAAACUUUCCAAGAGUACUUCAACACUAUUCAAUAGAUGAAAAUAGGAGGAAUUUAUAAUCCUGAUCCAUGUUGUGUCAUCAUUUUGAAUCCAUUCCUUUUGAAUUGGCACUUUCUCCAUCACAAUAACUGGGAAGAGACUUCUACAAUAGCUAGCCUUAGAACUUUUUUCUUUUUUGGCAUAUGUUCAUACAUUAACCAAUCAUAAAAAGAAUAUGAUUCUUUAUGCUGAUUCCCUAGUUAUAAGAUAAGCGUGGGGUGGUUGUCUCAGCUAGUUACAUUGGACCUUGAGCACAACAAUUUGGAGGGUGUAAUGUCUGAGGCGCAUUUUGGAAACCUCACAGAAUUGAAAUACUUAUGUUUGUCGUCCAACUCCUUGGCUCUGAAGGUCGAGAGCAAUUGGCUUCCUCCCUUCCGGCUAGAAUCCCUUUGGAUGGGCUCCUGCAAACUGGGUCCUGAGUUCCCUGCAUGGCUCCAGUCGCAAAUAAAUAUUUCAAAAAUUGUUAUGUCUAAUUCUAGUAUUAUUGAUGCUAUGCCAAACUGGUUUUGGAGCUUAAUUUCCACAGCAGAGUACGUGAGUGUCUCCGGCAAUCAGAUCAGUGGCCACGUACCCAAUUUAUUGCAUUUAAAUAAUCUCGACUGGUUGGAUUUAAGCUCAAACUACUUCGAGGGUCCUCUUCCAUAUUUUCCUCUUGGAUUGGAAAUUUUAGAUCUGUCAAACAAUUCAUUCUCGGGAAUAAUUUCACUUGACAUCAUCAUGAAUAUGCCUUACCUCAUAUAUUUAUCGCUUUCAAAAAAUAAUUUAAGUGGCCAAAUUCCCUUCUCUGUAUGCCAACUGCAAGCCUUACAGGUUCUUGAUCUUUCAAAAAAUACGUUAUCAGGAGUGCUUCCCAAUUGUUGGAAUAAUUCUUCAAGUAUUGUAGUUAUGGAUUUUUCAAGCAACAACAUAUCUGGAGUUAUUCCUAAGUCAAUAUGUUCCAUAGCAUCGCUUCAGUCGUUGCACUUGAACAAUAAUAGUCUAUAUGAAGAGUUGCCCCUGUCCUUGAAAGAUUGUACGAAAUUAGUCAUUCUUGAUGCUGGACAUAAUGAUUUGAAAGGUGAAAUUCCAACUUGGAUUGGCGAAAGUUUAACAAGUCUGAGGUUCCUCAAUCUACGAUCAAAUAUGUUGGACGGAGAUAUUCCUCCAAAUCUUUCAAAAUUAAGUGCUCUCCAAUUUCUCGACCUUGCAUAUAAUAAGCUGUCGGGAACUAUUCCAAGGAGCUUUGGAAAUUUUACUGCCAUGAAAGUUAUUGGAAAGUUUUCCAUUAGGAUGACAGAUGCAACAAGUUACGAGGAGCAGAUGCUAGUAACAACUAAAGGACGAACUCAAGACUAUGAGAAGUCACUUUCGCUUAUGAAUAUUUUGGACCUAUCGGAUAAUAACUUAUCUGGAGAAGUACUCGAAGAACUUGUAAGUCUUUCUGGCUUAUUCAGUUUAAAUUUAUCUGGAAACUAUUUCACAGGAGAAAUCAUUGAAAAUAUCAGUAAAUUACAACAGUUGGAGUCCCUUGACUUAUCAAGGAACAACUUUUUUGGCACAAUUCCUUCAAGCCUUGCUUCCCUGACUUAUUUAGCUCACUUGAACCUCUCAUACAACAACUUGUCAGGAGAAAUUCCACGUGGUAAUCAACUUUUAACCUUCAAUGAUCCAUCUAUCUAUAUUGGCAAUCCUGGUCUUUGUGGGCUUCCUCUGAAUCAAAGUUGCAAUGUCAGUGAGACAACACGAGGUCAAAGUAAUCCAGAUGAUAAAGAUGAGAAUGAGAUGAUAUGGUUCUACACGAGCAUGGCACCAGGAUUUGUUGUUGGUUUCUGGGCAGUCUGGGGUACCUUAAUACUUAACAAGAAUUGGAACCUUUACUACUUCCGAUUUAUAGACAACAUGCUUGACAAAGUAUAUGUGUUUACCGUACUGAAAGUUUCUAGGAUCAGAAAACGUUGUUGUUCCCAACAAGGAUGAUAAAUUUGAACUUCAAUAUCUGCUGUAUGAGAGUUCAUCUCAUUAAUAUCAUAUCAUCUGCUUGAAUAAAUUUCCUACUUCUGAAUACUUCUGGACUUGUAUACAAGUAAGUCAUGCACUUUCAAUUUUGAUCAUUUCUGUCAAGAUCUCGGUACCAUAUGAAGUGUUGUGGGGAUUGCCAGAAAGCUUUCACCUUUUAAUUAGUUUUUCUAAAAUAGACACCCCUUUUUUAGUUGUUCAAUUUGGCAGAAAUGAAAGGAGGUUAAAACUUUUACCAAGAUAUAGAUAAAAUUUAUGGUUUUAUUUUCUUUCCUUUUCCUUUUGAUGUCCAAACCAGAAGUUUAAAAGAUCCCUUUUUUUUUUCUCAGUUUAUAGUAUCUACUUUCAUCCUCUAUUUUCCCAAGUUUAUGGUAUCUACUUUCAUCAAAUGCAUUUGCAUGUCUUCUUCUUCCCAUGCAUUACACGUCAAAACUGACACAAUUGCAAUCACAAGCUCUUUUGUAAAAGAUUUGCCAUCUUAUUCGAUUAAUUUGACUCUUAAUGAACUUAUGCAUAGAUGUUUUAUAUCAUACAUUACUCUUGUUUAUGAUCUACUCAUGUAAUGCUCCUCUCGUUUGAGAUUCUUCUCUUCAUCAAUCAAAUACAAAUUGGAUGCAUCAUAAGCUCAAGUCCACCAGAUGUGCAGCUGCAUGAUCUUCUUGGAUCUCAUGCUCAGAUCUUUUCAGUUGAUGAGUCGCCCAUUAAUGGCGGACAUGCUGCUGCAGCUGAUGGAAUUGGGCCGAAGAGGCUUUCACAUGCAUGUCAGUGUGACAAGGAUGAUAUGUGCACGCAAGGAUGAUAUAUGCAACUUGAUGUAGUUUUUGAUGGUCAUUGGUUUCUUGCUCGGAACGAAUUCUUGAAGCUAAUGAAGUGUAUUUUCCUUCAUCGUUCUCGACUUAAUCCUUUGUUUUCUGUCAAGUCAAAUGAGAUGGACAGAUCAAUUAGCCCCCAGAUUGGACAACUAUCAUCAUAUUGUAUCUGCUGAUGGUGCUGAUGCCUCGAGUGUUAGGAGUUUUUGUAGUUUGUGGGGGAAGAAAACUUUUUCUCUGCGAGUGUGGGUGGUGAUGAUUGAUGAUGAUGAUCAUCUGUUGUAUGGCUUCCGAUGCAGGAUGCCAGGGGAAAUGAUGUGGAUCUUAGCAUUUAAAAAGGGAAGGUCUUGCUGAUUGUCAAUGUUGCAUCUCAAUGUGGGCUGACUAACUCAAACAACAUGGAACUGACUCAGCUAUAUGAGAAGUAAAAGGACAAAGGUAUGCAAUUCUGAACUUAAUUGGCUUAUUUUGGUUUUUGUAAUCAGGACAACUGCCUAUUCUUACCAAUUAAUACCUUAUAAUCAGAUCUUGUUAAAGAAAUAUUUCUCAACAAACUUUCCAAGAGUACUGAGAAAAGAGGAGAGAGAAAUAGAGAGAGAAUGAUUAGUUUAUGAGUUUUUGAUUGACGAUCGAUGGCUAAAUGUUGUCGGUUUCGACCCAAAUUUGAUUACUUUCCUACUAUAUCCAUUUUGUGAGAUAUAUAAUUAUUUACGAAAAGAUUCAUGGAUGAAGAUAUGAGCUAAGAUGUAUGAUCUUGAUGUUAUUCUGAUCAUCUAGUUAUUCUAGAGAAGACCUAUUGUAAAUCUGUUAUCAUUAUUAUUCAUAGUGAAAGUUUGAGAUGGACUACGGUCCUAUGAUUUUUUUUCA
Molecule: messenger RNA, 9102 nt
Organism: Musa acuminata AAA Group (dessert banana)
Lineage: Eukaryota; Viridiplantae; Streptophyta; Magnoliopsida; Zingiberales; Musaceae
Product: probable phospholipid hydroperoxide glutathione peroxidase
Exons: 3
Coding region: 178-3237 (1019 amino acids)
Biological process (GO): response to oxidative stress
Cellular component (GO): cytosol
Molecular function (GO): protein binding; glutathione peroxidase activity
Source: RefSeq, a predicted model, not a curated record